GCGGUAGUAAUAAUUACUACGUAAUAAUAAAAUACACCGAAAACAUUUGUGUGCUCAGCCCUUAAUAGCUUAAACAAACAAGAAUGCAGUCCGUUAUUGGAAGGAGCCUCCAAAUUGUCCGGCAAUCGGUGCAUCUACGGCAGAUAGCAUCGAUUGCAGCGCUGCCGGAUACACACCAGAUGCUGCAGAAGACGUGCCGUGAUUUUGCCAACUCAGAGCUGGUCGGUGCGAAUGCAGCCAGAUUCGAUCGGGAACAUCUUUAUCCGGCGCAACAGAUUAAGCAAAUGGGCGAAUUGGGCUUGAUGGCAGUGUCCGUGCCUGAAGAGCUGGGCGGAACUGGACUGGACUAUCUGGCGUAUGCGAUAGCCAUGGAGGAAAUCUCGCGUGGUUGCGCCUCAGCUGGUGUCAUCAUGUCCGUCAAUAAUUCCCUGUAUUUGGGCCCAUUGCAGAGCUUUGCCAAUGAUGCCCAAAAGGCGGAAUAUAUUACGCCGUUUGUGAGUGGCGAGCGGGUGGGCUGCUUUGCACUGUCCGAGCCGGGAAAUGGCUCUGAUGCGGGCGCCGCUUCCACGGUGGCAACGGAGAAGGGCGAUCACUAUGUGCUGAACGGGACCAAGGCGUGGAUAACAAACGCCUUCGAGGCGGAGGCAAGCAUUGUGUUUGCCACCACCAACAAGCAACUGAAACACAAGGGUAUCUCUGCCUUUAUAGUGCCCAAGGGCAUUAAGGGCUUCUCGCUUGGCAAGAAGGAGGACAAGCUGGGCAUACGAGGCUCCUCCACGUGCCAGCUCAUAUUCGAAGACUGUGAAAUACCCAAGGAAAGUUUGCUGGGUACGGCAGGCCUUGGCUUUAAGAUUGCGAUGAAAACGCUGGACGCGGGACGCAUUGGCAUUGCUGGACAAGCGCUGGGCAUUGCCCAGGCCUCACUGGAAGUCGCCGUUGACUAUGCCCAGAAGCGUCAGUCAUUCGGCAAACCCAUCUCAAAGCUGCAGGCCAUUCAACAGAAGAUUGCCGACAUGUCGUUGGCUGUGGAAUCAGCUCGAUUGCUGACCUGGCGUGCCGCCUGGCUGAAGGAUCAGAAGAUGUCAUAUACCAAAGAGGCGGCAAUGGCCAAACUGGCUGCCUCUGAGGCGGCUACACUGUGCGCCCAUCAGUGCAUCCAAAUCUUGGGCGGCAUGGGCUAUGUCACCGAUAUGUCCGCCGAGCGACAUUAUCGAGAUGCACGCAUCACGGAAAUCUAUGAAGGCACCUCAGAGAUUCAGCGCCUGGUCAUAGCGGGCUCCAUACUGAAGGAAUACGCCAGUUAAUCCCACUACCAACCCAAUUUUUUCAAUUUUAAUUUUAAGCACAAAGUCUAAAUGCAAAAUCAAUUAUGAUUCUCUAUUUUUAGAUUUUCAAUUUAGUAGAAUUGAGCGAUCAGCAAUUAAAAUUGUUCAUAUCUUUAUAUAUAUAUAUAUAUAUAUAUAUAUAUAUAUAUAGAUGUAUAUAUCUGUUAUUGAGAUUUAUAUUUUUAUACCUUUUCCAAAAUAGAGCAUUUUAAAAGAUGAA
Molecule: messenger RNA, 1545 nt
Organism: Drosophila grimshawi
Lineage: Eukaryota; Metazoa; Arthropoda; Insecta; Diptera; Drosophilidae
Gene: Arc42
Product: short-chain specific acyl-CoA dehydrogenase, mitochondrial
Exons: 2
Coding region: 84-1304 (406 amino acids)
Biological process (GO): butyrate catabolic process; fatty acid beta-oxidation using acyl-CoA dehydrogenase
Cellular component (GO): mitochondrion
Molecular function (GO): flavin adenine dinucleotide binding
Source: RefSeq, a predicted model, not a curated record